Caenorhabditis briggsae is the source of this 1938-nucleotide messenger RNA. It is a transcript of the gene Cbr-sdha-1, whose product is annotated as Protein CBR-SDHA-1. The record is from RefSeq and is a predicted model, not a curated record. The transcript is spliced from 6 exons. Gene Ontology annotation, biological process: tricarboxylic acid cycle; mitochondrial electron transport, succinate to ubiquinone. The coding region runs from base 1 to 1938 and encodes 645 amino acids. Gene Ontology annotation, molecular function: succinate dehydrogenase (quinone) activity; flavin adenine dinucleotide binding; electron transfer activity. Lineage: Eukaryota; Metazoa; Nematoda; Chromadorea; Rhabditida; Rhabditidae.
AUGCUACGCGCCGCCAGCAACGGCCUCCGCAAUGCGGUUGCCGCCCGCUCCGUGUCGCUAUCCGCUGCUAAUUACAGCGAGAAACGAUCCGACAUUGCCCAGUACAAGGUCGUCGACCACGCCUAUGACGCAGUCGUCGUCGGAGCCGGAGGAGCUGGUCUUCGUGCCGCUAUGGGACUUUCCGAGGGAGGACUCAAGACCGCCGUCAUCACCAAGCUAUUCCCAACCAGAUCUCACACAGUUGCUGCUCAAGGAGGAAUCAACGCUGCCCUCGGAAACAUGAACCCAGAUAACUGGCGCUGGCAUUUCUACGACACUGUCAAGGGAUCCGAUUGGCUCGGAGACCAAGAUGCCAUCCACUACAUGACUCGUGAGGCCGAAAGAGCUGUCAUCGAGCUUGAGAACUAUGGAAUGCCAUUCUCCCGUACAACUGACGGAAAGAUCUACCAACGUGCCUUCGGAGGACAAUCCAACGACUUUGGACGUGGAGGACAGGCUCACAGAACCUGCUGUGUUGCUGAUCGUACUGGACACUCUCUUCUCCACACCCUCUAUGGAGCUUCCCUUCAAUACAACUGCAACUACUUUGUCGAGUACUUCGCUCUCGACCUCAUUAUGGAGAACGGAACUUGCGUCGGAGUCAUCGCCAUGGAUCUUGAGGACGGAACCAUCCAUCGUUUCCGCUCGAAGAACACCGUUCUUGCCACCGGAGGAUACGGAAGAGCCUUCUUCUCCUGCACAUCUGCCCACACUUGCACUGGAGACGGAACUGCUCUUACCGCUAGAGCUGGAAUCAACAACUCCGACAUGGAGUUUGUUCAAUUCCACCCAACUGGAAUCUACGGAGCUGGAUGCUUGAUCACUGAAGGAUCUCGUGGAGAAGGAGGAUACUUGGUCAACUCCGCUGGAGAACGUUUCAUGGAGCGUUAUGCCCCAGUUGCUAAGGAUCUUGCCUCCCGUGACGUUGUAUCUCGUUCCAUGACUAUCGAAAUCAUGGAGGGACGUGGAGUCGGACCAGACAAGGACCACAUCUACCUUCAACUUCACCAUCUCCCAGCCGAGCAACUCCAACAGAGACUUCCAGGAAUUUCCGAGACCGCUAUGAUCUUCGCUGGAGUCGAUGUUACUAAGGAGCCAAUUCCAGUUAUCCCAACUGUCCACUACAACAUGGGAGGAGUUCCAACCAACUACAAGGGACAAGUUCUCAACUAUUCCUCUGAAAAGGGAGAUGAAGUUGUGCCAGGACUCUACGCCGCUGGAGAAUGUGGAGCUCACUCCGUCCACGGAGCCAACAGACUUGGAGCUAACUCUCUUCUUGAUUUGGUUAUCUUCGGAAGAGCUUGCGCUAUUGACAUUCUCAAGAACACUUCCGCCGGAGUUGGAGUCCCAGACCUUCCAAAGAACGCCGGAGAAGCCUCCGUCGCCAAUCUCGACAAACUUCGCCACAACAACGGAGACAUCUCCACCGCAGAGCUUCGUCUCACCAUGCAAAAGGCCAUGCAAAAGCACGCCGCCGUCUUCCGUCGUGGAGAUAUCCUUCAGGAAGGAGUCAAGGUCUUGUCCAAACUUUACAAGGACCAAGCCCAUCUCAAGGUUGCCGACAAGGGACUCGUCUGGAACUCUGACCUCAUCGAGACCCUUGAGCUUCAGAAUCUCCUCAUCAACGCCACCCAAACCAUUGUCGCUGCUGAGAACAGAAAGGAAUCCCGUGGAGCUCACGCUCGUGACGACUUCCCAGACCGCCUUGACGAGUUGGACUACAGCAAACCAUUGGAAGGACAAACCAAGAAGGAGUUCAAGGAUCACUGGCGCAAGCACUCGAUCAUCAGAUCCAACAUCGAAACUGGAGACGUCUCCCUCGACUACCGUCCAGUCAUCGAUACCACCCUCGACAAGAGCGAGACCGACUGGGUGCCACCAAAGGUCCGCUCCUAUUAA